AUGUCUGAAGUGUACUGUAAGGGAGUAGACGAGAGGAAUAUUUGGUCAGGAGUGGCCAUGCCAUUUGGCUGUUUAACAAUCGGGGAAAAGAAGGAUUAUAACAAUCCUUCGGAGGUGACGGAUAAAUAUGACUUGGGUCAGAUUGUUAAAUCGGAGGAGUUCUGUGAGAUAUUCAGAGCCAAGGACAAAAAUACGGUUAAAAUGUUUACAUGUAAAAAGUUCCUGAAAAAGGACGGGAGGAAAGUCCGCAAGGCUGCCAAAAAUGAGAUCCUCAUCCUAAAGAUGAUCUCUGGCGGUGCCGCUUCAGAUAAGAACAUCAAGGAAAACGUGUGUGCACAAAUAGAGAAGAACUUUGCCAGGGCUAAAUGGAAGAAAGCAGUGCGUGUCACCACCAUCAUGAAGAGGCUGAGAGCACCUGAGCAGAGCGACUCGAGGGCUGCCAGCCCCUCUGCUGCUGCCCCUCCAGACACCGCUGCUGCUCCCCAACCUGCCAGCGACCCCUCUGCUGCUCCAGCCGCUGCAGCACCCCCCGAGGGAGCGCCUGCUGUCGUCACAGAGCUCCCUGCUGGGGCGGAGAUAAGCCAACCUGCGCCGGAGGAGGCCGCCUCAGACGGGGAGCCACAGCAGCCGAGGCCGGCGCAGCAGGAGGCCGAGCCGACAUCACGCUGUAAUGGAGAAGCUGCUCUCAACACAGCCACCGAGGGCGGUGACGAGCAGGGUUAGAGAACCCCCCCACCCCACUGCGAAUCCCCACCCCUUCCUAUGUGACCUUUGCAGUCCCCACAACUGUACAUUAGCUGCUAGCAUGGUGACACUGACUCUGCUUCUCCCUCACUUGCAGCAUUAGUAUCAUCUCAUGGAGGCUGUGUGCUACCUUUCCCCGAGUGCCGCUUUCUUUUUACACUUAUUGUGUCUUUUUUUCAAUGACCCCCUCCGGUAUUUUACGUCAGAUUAAAUUAAACACUUCUAUCUCCCAACACAUGAGUUCUAGGGGCAGAAACAGAUUUGCCGUCAAGCUGCGUCUUACAGCUAAAGUCUUCUUUCUUAUUCCUCUCUUAAGAGAUAAGAGAAUAUAGGAAAGGUAUAAUUGUGCUGAAUACGGCUUUGAUUCCUUUUUAAUGAGCCGACUUGGGAAACUUCUCUGCGCCAGUCUUGCAAUUACAGUAUUUGUUCUUAGAAUCAGUAGAAAGGUUUUGCUUCGGAAAUGUUGACCUUGUACCGUGAUACUCAGUAAGUGCUGGUCCUCUCGCAUGGAGAAGAUCACAUAUUCCUGUCACAGGGGGAAUAUGGUAAUCUUUCCUAUCUGUUAUUGUCCACACUAACCAGUUAUUGUGCGUCAAACAAUGCUGGGAUUGGUGACUGGGAGUUAUUAUGCCCGGUAUUGUAUUUUGAACUAGGCAGCUUCUCACAUAAGAACACACGAAAACACUAUGUUCCUUUGCUUACUUCCUGCUCAGGAAAGAACCUCAUAGCUGUAAGUGUAAAGAUUCUGUAUAUAGAGACCUUUGUAGAAGUAGCCAAAACAGCAUGCAUUCUCACUUUUUUGCUGUUUCAUUUCACAUUUACAGCCACUUGGUGGUUAAAGAUGCGCUGCCGCCAAAUGUAUCGCAGGCCAGAGCACCCACGCCUUUUGCCACAAGCCAUGCCGAGGCUACUUUAAAAAGCACACUAUAUAUUAUGUUGUCUGUCACCACUGUUCAUUUAGCACCCCCUGUUGUCAAUGUAAGUAGAAUGAAACUGAAAAAGUCUUCAUUACAUAGCAGCUCUAUGCAUCCAAAUUAAUUUGUAGCUUUUCCUUUUUUAGAAACGUCAUGACAUCGUUAUUCAUCACGCGACUAAAAAUGUAUUUUUCUUUGCUAGAUCUCAGUUUACUUGUAUGUACUUUGUAUUUGAUUGUGUCCUUUGUGAUUAGACACUGACUAACGGCGCCACACAUGUCUUAAUAUUUGGUUGUAACUGUAAAGCAAAGUGUGCAUUGAAUGACCACAUGCAGCUUUUAAGGGAAAACAUGCAUCAUUUUAGAUUUGUGGUAACUUAAGGUCACCAUCUUUGCUGACCUGUAUUGUACUGAAAUAAUUAUGAAUCAUAUGUUUCACAUUUCUGAACAAUUUUUUUAAUUGCCAUAUCUUUAUUGCUUUCUUUUUUUAGCUCUUUCAUUCAUGUUUGUUCCAUAGAUGUUUCUCCUUAUACUUGAUUAACAGUAAUAACAAUAUUUCCUUUCUUGUCGCUGGUCCCCUCGAGUAUAAAUAAUGAGCUACAGAAAAAGAGUUCUCUGUAAUCACUCUAGAGGAAAUUGAGCAAUAUUCGAAUGGCUGCAGAAACUGUGAUUCCUGGUGUCCUUUCGAUACAGUCCAUGUCCCUGUAAGUAAAAGUCUAUAGUCCUUUGCCGGCUGUCAGGCCCAUCAUGGCCGCCUACAGUAACUAACGCAUGUCUGCUGCUGUCAGAUAAGUGGUGGUUCAGUGUGUGUGUUAGCACGAGACUAAUGUGGGGACUCACACACUGAACCAUGGGGUUCUCAUUCCCUGGUCACAAAAAGACAGCAGUAAAAAAGGUCAAAAAAUUAAAUAUGUUUCGGCUCGUGCACGGCCACUGUCUUAAUCCACCCAAUCUGUUGUUGACUGUAAACACCUGUGAAGUUAUAUUAAAAUGUGCAUUUCUUAUAAAAAUGAAGAUAUUUAUAAUCCGUAGAAUCUAAGGUUUGACUCUGUUCAGCGCAGUCUUUUAUUUAUACAUGUUAUCUCUUUAAUUUGCUCUAUAGAUUGGUAGAAAUGCCAAUCAUUCAGAUUAUAUCGCUACAUUAUUUCUUACAUUGUUGAAGAUAAAUAUUUAGAUUUUAACGAGAGACAAAAUAUCUGAUUUGUAUGUGAAUAAAUUAUAUCAUGUAGUCCGUUCUCUUUGUUUAGAUGGCAAAUAAAUACUGUUUGAACACUGUAACACAGUUUAAAGCAAUGCUUUCUUUUCUCACUGUAUUUAUUAAAAACCAUGUUUGUUCAUUUCGCCACGCACUUACAGGUGUAUUUGUAGAUGUGAUGUUUGCCAGGACCGGCGGUCACCUGCAGGUCCUGUCCUGCAUCUGUGAGCUCUGUACCGUACUCAUUGUACUGAGUUGAUGACUUUGAUGCUAAUAAAAUUCUAAUUCAUCUGUUUA
Messenger RNA from Notothenia coriiceps (black rockcod), 3149 nucleotides. Its product is annotated as caM kinase-like vesicle-associated protein. Bases 1 to 723 code for a protein of 240 amino acids. Lineage: Eukaryota; Metazoa; Chordata; Actinopteri; Perciformes; Nototheniidae. The transcript has 5 exons. The record is from RefSeq and is a predicted model, not a curated record.